AUGGCUGCUUAUUAUCCAGACAAUCUUUCCCAACAACAACAAAAUGACAUGGCUGGUUUUGUAAAAAUAUUUUCCAAAUUUUAUCCCUUUGAAGACUGUGCUUCACAUCUUAGAGAAAGGUAAGUUUUAGCGCAGCAAUACAGGCAUUAGAUUUUUCCUUUGACUGAAAAUUGUGUACUGUUUAUCGUGAUUUUUUUUUCAUUCAGGUUACAAACUCACCCCCAUGACAUAAGCAACAGAUACAGUUUUUGUCAGUGGAUGUGCCAUGUGCUUAAUGAAGUGAACAAGAGGCUUGGAAAAAAAGAAUUUGAUUGUUCAAAGGUUGAUGAGCGAUGGCUUGAUGGUUGGAAAGAUGGAUCAUGCGACUAA
Molecule: messenger RNA, 369 nt
Organism: Pocillopora meandrina
Lineage: Eukaryota; Metazoa; Cnidaria; Anthozoa; Scleractinia; Pocilloporidae
Source: the annotation of a GenBank genome assembly